AGCGCAUGCGCAAUGCGCAUUUGAAUGACGCGCAUUGUGUGCGCCUGACCGACUGUAGCGAGCGCGCGGUAAAAGCUUUCCAACGUUUAUCGCGAAUAAGUUUCCGUCCGUUGUAAACAGGCUGCCGGCCCAGUAUGUUCACUCCCCGCGGCACACCGAGCUCAGGCCGCAGACAGGCGCCCCGGACCGGCGGUCGGAGGAGCGUGAGUGCCGUUCAGCCCGGGCUGCUGUUCUCUCCACGCCGCUCCGCUGUCACAGCCAGAUCCACUCCCACCCGAGUUCAGAGUCAUGCAGUCCUCGAUUCACAUAAUUUUGACAUUCAGACUUUCGGAUCAUCUCUGCCUGUCAAAGUCAUGGAGGCGCUGACCAUGGCCGAUGUGGAUGAUCAGAUCUCUGUGAAGGUGGAGGCGUCCGGUUGGGCGUGGAUGGUUUGUGGAGAACGGCUGAUCAUCUGGAAAGUGUCUCAGACGUCUGUGGCAAAGCUGUCGGUGUGUAAAGACCUCCAGCUGCCCUCCAGUGAGUUUGCAUACAGCGCUGAUCUCAUCUCCAUCACUUCCUCCAGGCCACUCGAUUCUGCACCCAUACCGUCUGUCAGUGCAUUGGCCGUGUCUCCAGACGGUUCGGCCCGGUUUUGGCCCAGUCUGGCUCAUGACGGGACUUACACUGAGACAUCUCUGGAUCUUGCCGGACACGUGUGCAACUACAUCGCAGCUGUUACGGGUGGGAGUUUCAUCGUGUCAUCGUACCGUGGGCACCUGCUCCGGCUCACUCCGGAUUCCUCCGGUAAACUGCACCAGCGGCCCGUGCAGCAGGGUCAAGGGAUGCUGUCUGGCAUCGGACGCAGGGUUUCCAGUCUGUUCGGCAUUCGCGGCCAACCGGCCGACCUCACGGUGUUCAGUGUGUUGUGGGUGAAGGAGACCGGCUGUCUGUACUCUCUCAGCUCGUGUGGCCUCAGUAAAUGGGAGGUGGAUGAGAACAGUGAGACGCAGGUGUUGAGCUGGAGCACCAAUCAGAUCAUCACAGACAGCAUCACUGACGCCAUCUGGGACUCAGAAAGUAACUACUCGGAGAUCAAGAAAGGAGUGAAUGUCUCUUAUCUGGACAUGCAGUACAGCAAAGCGGGGCUGGUGGUGUUGGCAGCAGCGUGGCAUCCGGGCGACACGCCAUGUGUGGCGUAUUUCUGCCUGGUCACUCUUGCAGAAAGCAUAGCGCCUUCACCAGACCUGCUCACUGUGGAGGUCACCAAAUACAACCCGCCCUUCGAGAGUGAGGAGGAGCUGCAGAAGACGCGUGUGGUGUUGCCCGAGCCGUCGAGUCCUGCUGCGUACCUCUAUAAUGAGGAGCUGGUGUUCACCUGCAGCACUGGAGCUGGACGCGGAGGACUCGCAGAGGAGAAGAUCUCCUUCAGCUCUCCAGGUGACCGUAUCCGAGGCGGUGGGGUGUGUGCCGGUCUGCCGGUGUUUUUCUCUCAGAACAGCGGGCUGGUUGCCGUUUUAGCGAGAGAAAGUGCUUCCCUCCUACCCGAGACCAUGGAGGACUCGCUCUGCACCUCAGUAGCUGGACCUGAGGGCACUCCAUUAGAGACACCACCUAAAAUAGACAUGGUGGCACAGGAGGACAAAACUAAACUGCUGAAGCAAGCGUUCCUACAGUUCUGCCGUCACGAUCUGGUUGGAGCUCAGAGCAUGGUGUACGAGCUCUUUCCCAGCGAUGGAGAGGGAAGUGCGGAGCUGGAUGCCGUCGUGACCCAGAUUGACCUGGACCUGGUGGACGACUACCCUGCAUGUGACCCACGCUGGGCCGAGUCUGUUCCUGAUGAGGGCGCUGGAUUUACACUGACGUCUCUGAUCCUGCUUCAUCAGUUGGAGGAUAAGAUGAUAGCUCACCGCUGCCUCAUGGACUUCCUGCUUCAGACAGGACUUCUAGAUCGUCUCACUUCCACAACGGUGCGCAUGUCCCCCAUGGCCACGCGACUCUUGCUAUGUGAACAUGCGGAGAAGCUCUCGGCCGCCAUCGUGCUGAAGAACCAUCAUGCCAAGCAUCCAGAGCUGGUGAACACGGCCAUCCUGUCAGCACUGAAGAAGAGCAACACUGACAUACUGGCCAACCUCACGCCCGCGGACGUGUUCUUCAGAGAGGUGUCUCAGAUCUCCUCCAUCUUUGAGUGUCUGUUGGAUGAGGAGGAAAAAGCUUUAAAAGAGCAUUCGGAUGCCACCAGGUGGGCCGAGGUGGUGCUCAACGUCAAUGACAUUGUCAAGGAUAUGCUUCAAGCAGCAGCGCAGUACCGUGAGACCAAAGCAUCUCUGUACAGAGCGCCAGAGAACUGCGGCCCUGAGCCCGAGUACAUCCCAUGGACAGCCUCAGGAGGAGCGGGUGGAGUUCGGACCGUCAUCACACGGCAGCACGAGCUGAUCCUGCGCGUGGCGUAUCCUCACGCAGAUGCGGAGCUGCGUGGCGUGCUGAGCGAGCAGCUGGUGGCGCUGUUGGACUCUCUGUUGAGCGGUUACGUGUCUCAGCUGACGUCUCUCCGCCGCACCGGACAACAGGAGCGCUACGUCAUGCUGGAGAACGAGUACACGCAGAAACGCUCGGAGCUGCUUGCACCUCUCCUGGAGUUGGGUCAGCAUCAGUGGGUUGCGGCACUGGCGGAGAAAUACUGUGACUUUGACAUAUUGGUGCAGUUGUGCGAGCGAACGGAUAACCAGAGUCGACUACAGCAGUACAUGGUCAAAUUCGCUGAUCAGAACUUCGCUGACUUCCUGUUCCGCUGGUACAUGGAGAAAGGCAAGAGAGGGAAGCUGCUGUCUCAGCCAAUAGCAACGCACCAGCAGCUGGCCAGUUUCCUGCAGGCUCACGAUCACCUCAGCUGGCUACAUGACAUACAUGUGCAAGACUAUCAGAGAGCCCAUCGUACCCUGUACAGUCAGGCCAACAUGGAGACACGAUACUUCAGCAAGAAGAAGACCCUGCUGGCCCUCAGCAAACUCACGGCUCUGGCAUCAGACAUGCCUGAAGCCGUGCACCGCAGACAGCUCAACGAUAUAGUGGAGCAGGAGAGGUUUCUGCUUCAUCAGGAGACUCUUCCUAAACAGCUGCUGGACGAGAAGCAGCUGAACCCAGACAGCAUGCCUCUACUGAGCCCUCGUAACCUCAUUAAUCUGUACAUCUGCGAUGAGAACCGUGGAGCCAACGAGUACGACUUCAAGAAAGCUCUCGAUCUGCUGGAGUACUUGGAGGAGGAGGAUAGAGUUGAUCUCGAUGCCCUAAAACGUGAGAUCUUCAGUAAAGCCUUAAAGAAAGACUGGAAGGAGAGUUGGUCAUCGUCUGAUGAUAAUGACGAUCCUCUAGAAGCAGCCAGAGACAGCACUUUCGUCAAGAUCCUACAGAAACUCAUCCAGGAAGGUGUUUCUCUGCAGUCGUACCUGCCUGACGUGAAGGAUCUUCUGCAGGAAGAUGAGCUGGAGAGUCUCAAAUCAAAACCGUACUUUGAGUUCCUCCUGCGAGCCAAUUAUGAGCACUACCAGAAAGCUCAGAUUUGACAUUACUUACUGUUUCUGCUUACUGUUUCCUUGUUAAUAUUCCAACUUUUUUUUGUACUGUUUCAAAAAAUAUAUAUAAUAAUAAUUACAUGAACCAACGCUUGAAUUUUCUGAAUAAACUGUAUUUCUGUAAUUGAUGACAGACAGUUCAGUGAUGGUAAUCUUCUGCUGCAAGACAAAUAGUGUUAACCAAAUGGUGACGUUAGCUUGGGUUUUAUGGUGUUUUCUUAAAGAUAAUGAACCUAAAUGUAUUUGGAUUC
Sinocyclocheilus anshuiensis is the source of this 3799-nucleotide messenger RNA. RefSeq names its product nuclear pore complex protein Nup133-like. Gene Ontology annotation, cellular component: nuclear pore outer ring. Gene Ontology annotation, molecular function: protein binding; structural constituent of nuclear pore. The record is from RefSeq and is a predicted model, not a curated record. Gene Ontology annotation, biological process: poly(A)+ mRNA export from nucleus; transcription-dependent tethering of RNA polymerase II gene DNA at nuclear periphery; protein import into nucleus. The coding region runs from base 135 to 3539 and encodes 1134 amino acids. NCBI's taxonomy places the organism in Eukaryota, Metazoa, Chordata, Actinopteri, Cypriniformes, Cyprinidae. The transcript is spliced from 26 exons.